Molecule: messenger RNA, 1359 nt
Organism: Oppiella nova
Lineage: Eukaryota; Metazoa; Arthropoda; Arachnida; Sarcoptiformes; Oppiidae
Source: the annotation of a GenBank genome assembly
GAGGCAUAAACUAAUUGAUUGUUUUGAUUGAAUUGAGUGUAAAGUGAGACACAAAUCGCCCACAAAUUGAGCCCAAAAAACAACAUUUCAUUGAUUGCUAUCAACGCUACCAUUGUUUUCAAGUCGUUGUGUAAAUCACUUGAAACCCAUUGAUUGGUGCCAUGAUUAACAAUGAGGACAGGUAUGAAGAGGACGAGAGGUUUAUGAUCGGAUCGUUCCCAAAGGGUUUCGGAUAUCCGGACGACGAGAAUGACAUCCAAUCCAAUGAUGUGAACGACAGGGCCCUCACCGGCGAAGUCAAGCCUCGCAUCCUUAUCAUGGGUUUGCGCCGGAGUGGCAAAUCGUCGAUACAGAAAGUGGUUUUCCAUAAGAUGUCACCGAAUGAGACCUUAUUUCUUGAGAGCACUAAUAAGAUAGUCAAAGACGACAUCAGCAACAGUUCGUUCGUGUCGUUCACAAUAUGGGACUUUCCCGGACAAAUAGACUUCUUUGACUCCACCUUUGAUUCCGAGAACAUCUUCGGCGGAUGCGGUGCUCUUGUGUUCGUAAUCGACGCUCAGGAUGACUACAUGGAGGCGCUGUCGAAACUGCACCACACCGUCAAAAAGGCCCAUCAGGUGAACGCAGACAUUAAGUUUGAAGUGUUUAUUCACAAAGUGGACGGACUGUCCGACGACCACAAGAUUGAAACCCAAAGAGAUAUCCAUCAGAGGGCUAAUGAGGAUCUGAUGGACAGCGGCGACGAGAAUAUUCUCCUCAGCUUUUACUUGACGUCUAUUUACGAUCACUCCAUAUUCGAAGCCUUUUCCAAAGUGGUCCAGAAGCUGAUCCCACAGUUGCCAACACUCGAGAAUCUACUCAAUAUAUUCAUUACAAACUCUGGUAUAGAAAAGGCGUUUCUGUUUGAUGUCGUGUCGAAGAUAUAUAUCGCCACCGAUUACUCGCCGGUAGACAUGCAGUCAUACGAGUUGUGUUGCGAUAUGAUAGACGUGGUGAUCGACAUCUCCUGUAUAUACGGUGACUUUAACUACAGUGUCAAAGAGGACGGGGAGAACAGCACAUUCGACGGCAGUUCCUCGUCGACCAUCAAAUUGAAUUCGGGAACCGUUUUAUAUCUGCGCGAAGUCAACAAGUUCUUAGCGCUCGUCUGUAUCUUAAGGGAAGACAAUUUCGACAAACAGGGACUCAUUGACUAUAACUUCCAAUGCUUUCGACAAGCGAUUCAAGAGGUUUUUGAGAUUAAGUUCAAUAAACAUAAACCGCAACAAAUCAUUAACAACUCUCUCGAUUCCACGCAUAGUAACGGCUAUAAUAGCGAUCAAAAUCAUUGAAACCACAGAUAUUUCUAUUUUAAUAUAU